Molecule: messenger RNA, 4392 nt
Organism: Lolium rigidum
Lineage: Eukaryota; Viridiplantae; Streptophyta; Magnoliopsida; Poales; Poaceae
Product: acylamino-acid-releasing enzyme 2-like
Exons: 18
Coding region: 1571-3910 (779 amino acids)
Biological process (GO): proteolysis
Molecular function (GO): serine-type endopeptidase activity
Source: RefSeq, a predicted model, not a curated record
CGCUUUGCAAAGAGGUUCGAGUUCUCUGAAUAACACCAAAUGGAUGCCAUCGAGAUCCAAAUCUAGUUAUGAAGUUGGCAGUUGAAAUGCGUCUUCCGAACUGUUAAUCUGUUACUGAUCUUAUUAGCUUUAGCUUUAACAACUACUAGGAAUAAGAUACUAAGUUUAAAGCAACAAAAUUUGAUUUGCAUUUAGUUUCUUGGCGUUUGUAUUCAAAAGGGCCGGGAGAGAGUAAAGUUCGAGAUAAUUCAGCUCUGUUUCUUGAUAAUUAUGUUUUGUUCUUUUUUGUUCAUGUAAGAAAGUGGAAGGGACAGUGCAGUUUGACAUGAUUUAGCUCUUACCGUUGUUUGUCCAGAAACAGCAAAGGUUUGAUCUUUUAUUCUUGUCUUUGUGGGAGGGAAAGAGCUCAUGUCCAUCAGUUUCAUCUUCAGGUACUUUUGUGUUGCCAAACAUCUGGUCAACUGAAUUGUAAUCUCUUGUGUCAUCUUGUUUCAAAAAAAAAUCUCUUGUGUCACCAAAUUAUUGGGCUCCUGAAUUUGUUAUUUUACUGAGAUGCUGAUUAAUAGAUACACUUGGUUGGGCAGAAACCCAGCAAACCCCGAGAAAACUUGUCGGGUAGAAGUGCAUCUGAGAAACCUUCUCAACGCGUUGCACGGCUCCGUAGGCGCAGCAGAGCGAUGACACCGUCACUUGAUCCGCCGCCUAGCUAGCCUCCGCCAACUUUUUAUUCGCCACCGCUGCGGCUUCCAUCUCUACGCCGCCUCACCCUAUCUCCCUGAGAUGAUGGAAGUUGAAGCCGCUGCACCUCUGAUCUAGCAUCUGCCUUUUUUAUGUGCUGGUGCUUGUGACCAGAGUUUAAAAAUUGAUUUUUUAUUUGAUUUACUAUAUGAUCAUCCUUGGUAUUGCUGUGUAAACUGAUUUUUUGGUUGUUGAACUAUCCUCGCCUUCCAAACAGAUAAAUCAAUGGAGAGUAUAAAUGAGGAAGGUGUUCGUGGUGUAACAGUGUUUUGGGUGACAGGAAUUCUCCCAAUCCCAAUACACUCAAAUAUUUGAUACACUUCUGCCAUACGAGGUCUUAGUGUAAAUUCUGCUUGUCUAUCCAUAGAUCUCUGCCACAAGUAAAAAAGCUGCAUCAGUUAAUACCCCAUACGUUCCCCUCUUGAUCAUCUGGUACCUAAAAUGCCUAGCAAAAUGCCAAUGAUUCACAUGGCAUGUCGUCAUAAACUGCCUUAUUAAUGCCAAGAAAAUGACGAGAAGGUGUACACAAUGACAAUGAUCUGACGCAACCUUCUCGUUUGUCUUAGAGCCUGUGGUGGCAUGUAUGAUCAGUAAUACCGAAAAGAUUCCUUUUGGUAUUUUUCGAAUACUUUUGAACACUUUGGUGAUAAGCUGAGUCAGCUGACCCAAAAGGAAACAGAAUUUGGUGCCAUCUGGUUAAAUAAUUGCAGCUAGGCUGUUGUUGACAUGUGAAGGAUCUUUCGCUGAGUCCUUGGACCAGCCAUUGCUACUCCACUGCAAAAGCAGCAAACUGCAUCUAGCCCAGUCAAGUACUGUCUGCCUAGUGUCAGGCAUGCAAGUUUCUGAGCCAGCAUUGAAGAAACAAGAUUCAUCGGGUAUGGAUGCAAUGAUGUCAGAAGAGUAUGCUUGGCAAUCCAAGUUAUUGGAAGACUUCACUUGUGUUCCAAGCAUAGACAGUGCUUGGGUUUUCAAAACCAGCAAUGGAGACAUAUCAACAGCAAUGUUUGCUAUUAGUCAAGCAGACCUACUGGCGAACAACACAAGAAAACAUAUUUUGUAUUCUCAUAUUUCGAGACAUGGAACUGACCCUCUAGAGUGUCAAUGGUCUCCAUUCCCUAUUGAAAUGACCGGAGUAUCUGUUGUCGUUCCAUCCCCUUCUGGAUCGAAACUUCUUGUGGUGAGGAAUGGAGAGAAAGGUUCAUGUACAAAACUUCAAAUUGUUGAUCAAUCACAUGUGGAUAAAGAAAUACAUGUAGAUCAAUCUACACAUGGUCCACUUUUUAUUGAUGAGUGGUUUCAAGGGAUUUCCUGGAACCAAGAAGAAACCUUCAUCGCAUACAUCGCUGAAGAGUCACCUAGACCAACACCAGCUUUUGAUGAUGCCGGAUAUAGGAAGGAGGGCUCUUCGGAGAAAGGCUGUAAUAGCUGGAGAGGACUGGGGGAAUGGGAAGAGAACUGGGGUGAAACUUACUCCAAAAAAGGGAGACCCUCACUGUUUGUUCUUGAUAUUGCUAGUGGCGAAGUACGUACUGUAAGAGGAAUUGCAAAAUCAUUGAGUAUUGGUCAAGUUGUUUGGGCUCCACCAUCUUCAACUGGCCAUCAGAAGCAUUUGGUUUUCGUGGGAUGGUUAGAGCACAAUGGGUUUCAGAAAACUCCUAGAAAACUCGGCAUCAAGUACUGUUCUAACAGGCCGUGUUCCCUCUAUGCAAUUCGUUGCCCUUUCGAAGAACCAAAUACGGAUAACGCAUCGCUUAGUGGUGGUAAAUCAGACUCUGCUUCAGUAGUAGCGAACUUAACCCCAAGCAUAAGCAGCGCUUUCUUUCCACGGUUCAGCAAGGAUGGGAAACUUCUGGUGUUUCUAUCUUCAAAAUGUGCAGUAGAUAGUGGAGCACAUAAUGCCACAGAUUCGCUGCAUAAAAUCAACUGGCCUUCUGAUUGGAAAACAGAUGAACAUCUUGAUAUGAUCGAUGUGGUUCCUCCUGUAAUGUGCCCUGAUGAUGGCUGUUUUCCGGGUCUAUACUGCUCAUCCAUGCUAUCUGAUCCUUGGCUUUCUAAUCACUGUACGAUAAUAUUAACAUCUGCUUGGAGAAGUACUCAAGUGAUACUAUUAGUAGAUGUUUUAAGUGGGAAAGUAACAAGAAUAAGUCCAGAACUCUCGGAUUACUCAUGGAGCGCCCUUGCAGUAAAUGUCAGUGAUGUCCUCUCUGUGUCAAGUAGUCCCAUCGACCCUCCUCAGAUUAGUUAUGGCCAUGAAGCGUCAAAGGAGGAUCAUCAAACACGCGGAUGGGUUUGGGAGGAAGUUACAAGUCCGCUCAUGGCAGGCAGUAAUAAGGUGAAGGCUUUGUUAUCGCAUCACAAGUUCAGUAUACUCAAAAUUCCGGUUACUAACCCAUGUGAUGAACUCUCUGACGGUGGUCAGCUUCCAUUCGAGGCCAUCUUUGUGUCCUGCGAGGACAGUUCGCAGAAACCAACUGUUUUAAUCCUUCAUGGUGGCCCACAUUCGACAUCCGUAUCAAGCUAUUCGAAAUCGUCAGCGUUUCUCGCUUCACUUGGAUUUAACCUGCUUGUUGUAAAUUAUAGAGGUACACUGGGAUUCGGAGAGGAGGCUUUGCAGUCACUUCCUGGAAAAGUUGGGUCACAGGAUGUCCAAGAUUGUCUUAUGGCAGUAGACUACGUAAUCAAGGAAGGACUGAUCGAUGCGUCUAAAGUAGCUGUUGUCGGAAUUUCGCAUGGUGGAUUCUUAUCAACCCAUUUAAUCGGUCAGGCUCCUGAUAGAUUUGCCGUGGCGGCAGCUCGAAACCCAGUCUGUAACCUGUCACUGAUGGUUGGCACGACUGACAUCCCAGACUGGUGCUACGCGGUGGCAUGUGGAACUGAGGCCAAACACCUAGCCUCGGAAUCCCCUUCCCUUGAUCAUCUAAGACUCUUCUACCAGAAAUCACCAAUUGCCCAUAUUUCAGAAGUGAAAGCGCCUUUGCUUAUGCUUCUAGGAGGAGCAGAUCUCCGGGUACCCGUUUCAAAUGGCCUACAGUACGCAAGAGCUUUGAGAGAAAGAGGAGGCGAUGUCAAAAUCAUGAUGUUCCCAGAGGACAUACAUGAAAUCAAUAUACCACGAUCGGAUUUCGAGAGCUUCCUCAACAUCGGAAUCUGGUUCAAGAAAUAUCUCAAAUAGAUUUGAGGAGAAGCUCAGAAUUUUUCAAAUAUCUCAAAUGGAUCCGAGGAGAACUUCAGAAAUUUUCAAAUAUCUCAAAUAGAUCCGAGGAGAACUUCAGAGUUUUUCAGAGCAGUAUUUUUGCAAGUUAGGCAUUUGAGAAUUGACAACAGCUGCUUGGCUUUGAAAACUAUCUGAACAAAAUUGCUGGAAAAAGCCUUUGAAACAGCCACUCCAAAAGGCCAGAUUGUACACGUUGUGAAGUAUAGCUGUACGACCUGCUCAUUUGGGCCAGAGCGAGUACGGUCUGUAGGCGGUAUUAGUUAACUCUGAAAAUUUGAUGGGCUGAGUACUGUUUUUUUUUAGAAAAAAAUAAAUACAGUUCAAGGUCAUUCCCGAUUUGCCAAAAAAAAAAAGAAGGCCACCCCCGAGCUUCACUGGUGUGUCUACUCCUGUAAUCCUGUUUUAUUGUAACGACAACUCUAUUAUUAUAUUCCCUGCGU